CGGUUCUGUCCUUAACGGAUAGAGCAUCUUCACUUCAUCUCCAAUGUCUUCCUUCAUCUUGCAUCCUUAAACACAUUCCUGCAUCAUUCAUACUCAAGAACAUCUUCAACUCUCUCUCUCUCUCUCUCUACCCAGAAGAGAAAGUUAUGGUCAUUUUCUCAGUCUCACUAGCAGCUCCCACGCCAACCCUCCAAGACAGGACUUUUUCGACGUCUGCCGUGUUAACUUCAUCGCGUGAAAAGCGGGAAAGACAGAGGUUAUUGUACAAACAAAUGGAUGAGGGAUUGCAGGAUGCGAAUGUUUUGUGGCAUGAGGAGAGGAUGAAACGGAGGUUUCUGCUGUUCCUUUCGGUUUCUUCAGUCUUCUUUCCAAGUUCAUCUUCCACUGGAAAGACAAAGAGUAAAAACCCGUAUGAUGAGAGACGCUUGUUUGAACUCAAUAAGCGGAUACAGAAGGAAAAUAAUGCACCUGAAGACUUUCCAAGUUUCAUCAGAGAAGGUUUCGAAGUAAAGGUGGUAACUUCAGAUAAUUACAUUAAGAGGGACUCAGGACUUAUAUACCGGGAUUUUGAAGUUGGUACGGGUGACUGUCCAAAGGCUGGUCAGCAGGUAACUUUUCACUAUGUUGGCUACAAUGAGUCGGGAAGACGUAUUGAUAGCACCUACUUACAAGGUUCCCCUGCUAAAAUCCGUAUGGGCACCAAUGGCUUAGUUCCAGGAUUUGAGGAGGGAAUACAAGAUAUGAGACCCGGGGGAAAGAGGAGAAUCAUUAUUCCUCCAGAACUUGGACCACCGGUGGGACCUUCCACGUUUUUUAGCUCAAAACAGUUUGAAGUUUUUGAUGUUGAAUUGCUGGGCGUCAAGGAUUGCCAAAGGAGGACCAUAGGUUUCUACUCCGACGUGGUGUGCACUUGAAUGGAGGCUUGCGGUCUCUUUAUUGAGUCUUCCUGCAGAACGGAUCAGGAAUUGAGCAUGUUAGCCCAUCUGAUCCUUUGUCCACUCAUCAAGAGUGCUAGCGGAUGAUCCUGCUCCCAUGAACAAGAAGAUCGUUGUAAGGGAAGUUCUAUUUUGAUUGAGGGAUGAUCUUAUAUGGAAAAAUUGAGACUAAACUGAACACAACAGCUAACAGCUGUAAUUGGCUGAAGCAUAGUUAUUGGAGAAUAUGUUAAUCUUAAAAUGGUGUCCUUUUCCCUCUCUCUGGACUGCAACGAACGAGCAUAUGGUGAUGCUGAAAAUAUGGCCAUUGACAAAUCUUUGUCGAACUUUUGCUUUUCUA
Messenger RNA from Syzygium oleosum, 1275 nucleotides. RefSeq names its product peptidyl-prolyl cis-trans isomerase FKBP20-2, chloroplastic. The transcript is spliced from 7 exons. NCBI's taxonomy places the organism in Eukaryota, Viridiplantae, Streptophyta, Magnoliopsida, Myrtales, Myrtaceae. Bases 147 to 914 code for a protein of 255 amino acids. Gene Ontology annotation, molecular function: peptidyl-prolyl cis-trans isomerase activity. The record is from RefSeq and is a predicted model, not a curated record.